This is a messenger RNA of Cyprinus carpio (common carp), 2838 nucleotides long. RefSeq names its product solute carrier family 30 member 4 (gene slc30a4). NCBI's taxonomy places the organism in Eukaryota, Metazoa, Chordata, Actinopteri, Cypriniformes, Cyprinidae. Gene Ontology annotation, biological process: response to zinc ion; zinc ion transmembrane transport. Gene Ontology annotation, molecular function: zinc ion transmembrane transporter activity. Gene Ontology annotation, cellular component: plasma membrane. The record is from RefSeq and is a predicted model, not a curated record.
ACUCCCUCUCUCUCUCAGACUCACACACACUCCGAGAUCCGCCUGAACAUACACCGCGAUGGACGGAACCAGCGAACGGCAGAGCCUCGGGAGGUUGGUGCUCGUUUGUUCAUAAACCGGAGUGCGUGGUUCCGGUGAGUCUUCCGUGUGAACGGAACGGACUGACCGCUAGCCGCUAGCGCCACUGACAGAGCGUCCGGAUCCGCAUCAGCGCGACUAGCGACCAUCCGUCGCGUGGAGCUGUGUCACGUGACCUCGCCAGGUGUGUGCGCUGUGUUUCAGGUAACCUGGGGUGUUGAUGCUGUAGGGUCACUAGAGCUCCUCACAGAUGUCUGGCUCGGGGCUGAUGGGUCGCGUGAGGUCAGUGUUCCGCCGGCCGGUGGACAGCUGGCACCUGAGCGACACGGCGGCCUUCGACUUCUCCGAGGAUCUGGAGGACGAUGAGACGCCCAGGUUCAGCCAGCUGAAGGUGGUGGUGUCCGGAGAAGCGGACGAGAUUCCUGUGGCUUCACGCAACGGCGCAGCGGUCAGCACACUGCUGGCGGACGACGACGACUCUCUGCUGGGCUCCUCGUCCAGUCUGGGGAGCCCCGGCGCGACACCGGACCCCUGCGACGGAUGCCGCAGGAACAGAGAGCGCGACAAGCGCAGGAGGGUGAUGAGGAAGCUGGGCGUCGCCGCGCUGCUCUACUUCCUGUUCAUGGUGGGCGAGCUGAUAGGGGGAUACGUGGCCAACAGUCUGGCCAUCAUGACGGACGCGCUGCACAUGCUGACCGACCUCAUCGGGAUCGUGGUGUCGCUGCUGGCUCUCUGGCUCUCGGCCAAACCUCCCACCUACAGAUUCACCUUCGGCCUGCAUCGGCUCGAGGUUCUGUCCGCCGGCAUCAGUGUGCUGCUGAUCUACAUCCUGACCGGUGUGCUGCUGAACGAAGCUGUGCUGAGGACCGUCCAUCAGGACUUCAACAUCGACGGAGACGUGAUGCUGAUCACAGCCGCGGUGGGCGUCGCUGUCAACCUGCUGAUGGGGUUCCUCCUCAAUCAGUCCGGUCUUCAUUCACAUGGCCACACCCACUCUCACGGGUCACCGGGGCAGGGUCAGGGUCAGCGGGGUCAUGGCAGUCUGGCGGUGCGAGCGGCCUUCAUCCAUGCUCUGGGUGAUCUGGUUCAGAGCGUCGGUGUGCUCAUCGCUGCGUACAUCGUCAGGUUUAAGCCGGAGUAUAAGCUGGCCGAUCCCAUCUGUACAUACCUGUUCUCCAUACUGGUGCUGUUCAGCACAUUCCAGAUCAUCAGAGAUACCGGCAUCAUUCUGCUGGAGGGUGUUCCGCGUCACGUGGACAUGUCUGGAAUCAGAGCUGAUCUGCUGAAGCUGCAGCAUGUGGAGUGUGUGGAGGAGCUGAAGCUCUGGGCGCUGACAGCCGAUAAAACCGCAGCCAUCGUUCACCUGCAGCUCGUGCCGGGGAUUGUGGGUAACUGGGAGGAAGUGCAGUCAAACGCGCGGCGGCUGCUGACGACGUCACACGGCGUGACACACUGCACAGUGCAGCUGCAGACGCACAGACAGGGGGCGCCACAGUCCUGCACACACUGCCUCACACACAGUGCCUGAACACUGUCUGUCUCUCGCUGUCUCACACACACACACACUGACACUGACACACACAAAAUGACACACUCACACUGACAUGCAUACACGCACAGAGGACGAGAGAGAGAGACGGGGGACCCAGCAGGGUUUUAAUGAUUGUCUAGCAGCUUUUUCUAUAAUGAAUAUUGACCUCAUUUUGAUAAAACUUUAAUACUAACGUGCACACAGGAGGACCGGACCCGUUUGAUUUGCGUUUGUUUUGAGAGCCGUCUGUCACUGAGGGACGACGACAGAUGGAGGGACGCUUGUGUUUGUGUGUCUUGUGUGUUUUGCGUGAAUCUCAUGAAAACAUGUCUGGGUUGCAUUACAGUGACAACAUUAGAAGAAAAACAGACAGUUACUUGUUUUGCUUGAGCUGAAUGAAGCCUACUGCUUUUUGUUUUUUUGCAGCUUGACAGUAUUUGGUUAAUUUUCAAUAAUGUAAUGUGUUUGGAUUUACGUCCGAAGGGUUUUGAUUCUCGUAACUGUAAUUUUAUUAAAAUCUGCAUGAAUAAAAGGCAGUGCAACACAUACAUGAUGCAGAAAUACUUAACAAAUUAAUAUUUCAUUUUUCACAUUAAAGUGGGAAGGUGUUUAAGUUUGCAUGAAAAUAUGCCAGCGUGCAAAAAGCAGGCUUUAUUUGAUAUAUCUUGUGAAAUAUGACCUGAAAUAUGAUCUGACUGCUCUGAAAUCAGCCAAACGUGUGUGUCCUCAAAACAAUAAAUAAUGCACGUUUGCAGAAUCCCUCAUUUAGUAACGGACAAUCCUAGUUUGACGGGACAGACUGUAGUUUCACUCACGUCUCACUGCAGUUUUGCGCAUUUCAGACAUUUAUAAUCAAUGUGUGCCAACAUGAUCGAUUCACAAACUCAGAACAAAAUGACACGAAAUGUCUCUUUUUAUCUUUUUAUUUGAUUUGUUCUUGCUUUAAGAUGCAGAUUGAAUAUGAUUAUUGUUUAACUGUCAGUGAUUGUCGUCAGUAUUUGGCUGUUAUGCCUUUUUAUUAUUUUUAUGUUUUUGUUUUUCUGUUUUCUGUUUUUGAUUUUGGAAACACAAUGUCAGUGGUUUGCAUCAGAGUGAAGGUUCGUUCUGUCGUUUCUUUAUGUUUGCAGUAUUUGUUUUAUGUGGGUCUGUGUGUCUGAGGGAUGAUCGAUGUAAACUGACUGCUAAAGCGCUUGAAAUAACUUGAAAUAAAUACAUUUUAAAUGCCUGUA